Messenger RNA from Saccoglossus kowalevskii, 657 nucleotides. RefSeq lists its product as uncharacterized. NCBI's taxonomy places the organism in Eukaryota, Metazoa, Hemichordata, Enteropneusta, Harrimaniidae. The record is from RefSeq and is a predicted model, not a curated record. Gene Ontology annotation, molecular function: nickel cation binding.
UCACAAGAAACAGAAAUCGUUAAAAUUCAUCAUAAAUGCGUGAAAUCUGGAAAAAUAUAUGAUAUAUAUGUAAUCGGACGACAUUUUGCAAUAGCCCAGUAUCUUAUAAGCACUCAUAACUGGUUUGGACAAGGUUUAUUAAGAACGACUGCCACGGUGAUUAUUGUUUGCCACAGAAUGCAAGGAUUUGAGAUAACUGAAGAUUUACUAUCUAAAGAAGAUGACCAAUUGAAUGCGCGACCAUGUGUGACUGGUAUUGCACAAUUUCAUCCAAAAGCUGAAAGCAAUGAAGCUGAUUGCUAUGGAAACCGGAAAUCUUAUGUUUGUAAAUUGUAUUUCACAUAUCCAUUAAAGUUAAUGGUUCCAAAGUAUGCUGGCAGUUCGAAUACCCAAUGGUUGUAUCCUAUUACGUAUGGUGGGGGAUUAGUAGCAGGGGAUCACAUUGACUUAGAUGUCACAGUGGGUGAUGGAUGCUCUGUACUAAUCACUACUCAAGGAUCAACAAAGGUAUAUAAGUCUGUUAAUAACCUGAUUAGUAUGCAGGGUAUAGAUGCCAAGGUCAAUAAUGGUGGAUUGUUAGCAAUAUUACCGGACCCAGUUGUUUGCUAUCAAAAUGCAAGAUACGCUCAAACACAGGUAUGGUUGAUAGAAACACAG